This is a messenger RNA of Myzus persicae (green peach aphid), 509 nucleotides long. RefSeq lists its product as uncharacterized. The transcript has 2 exons. Lineage: Eukaryota; Metazoa; Arthropoda; Insecta; Hemiptera; Aphididae. Bases 147 to 509 code for a protein of 120 amino acids. The record is from RefSeq and is a predicted model, not a curated record.
CUGUAUACGUAGUGAACUAUAAUAUCGCACGUCACUAUAUGCCACAAGUGGUUUACGCGUUCAUUCCGUAACACAUAAAAACACCGUGCGCUUUUUGAUAUUUGUUCUGUUUUUUGUAAUACCGUUUUGUGAAUUAUUCACCCAAAAUGGCAAGCAGUUCUGAUGAGGAUAAUGCUGAAUAUGGCCCAUCACUAAUUAAAAAGCAAAAAAGUGGAAAAGCUAUAAGUGAAGAUUUAAGAAUCCGUAUUGUGAAUAUGUACAAGAGUAUAAUAAUGGACGAACCUAACAUUUAUAUGAGGCAAAUUCGCAAACAAAUAUCAGAAUUAUUGUCUAUUGGUGAACGUUCAAUCCACACAAUCAUUAUGGCUUACAAUGAGACAAAGACGGUGCCAGUUGCAAAAACAACACGUAAGAAAAAAUCUUUUCGCGAUCUUUUUGACGAAUUUUCAAAAAACGCAGUACGCAGACAUGUGCAUACCAUUUGGUUUCGUCGUGAAAUUCCGCAAUAG